AUGGAAGAAAAAUACUCAAUAUCUUUGGUGAAUAAAGAGCUGCCGCCCCAGUUCCGGCAGACAGUGAGCGCGAUAAUAGACACCUUAAUCAACCCAGAAUGUUUGAAAUGGGACCUAUUCAUUGCUUUGUUGCUUAUUAUAAUGAAAGAAAAUAAUUUCCAUCUGCUAAAGACAACCGAAGGCAAUGCAAUCUCCGUAGAAGAUUACAUACUUAAUAGAAAAACAAUAAGGUCAACCAUCCGUGAGACUGUGUUCGUUCUCGAUGGAUUCCAAAGCAUGCCUUUUAAAGUUAUUAUAUGCCCUUUAAAUGACUUAGCUCUAAUCAUAGCUACUAUACCAGACAUGCACAUAGAAACUUAUACGCAUUGCGUUAAAAUAAAUAGAUACAUAAACAUUUCAACAUUGGGUAUACCAUCAGAUUACAUAAAUCUGAAGGAAUUAAUUACUAUACUCGGAGACAGAAUCGUUAAUCCUAUAAAAGGUAGUAUAUUGAAUUACCACAAAUACCCUAGUCCGAAUUUAUUCGGGUUACCGGACGAUAUUGUUCACAAAAUACUGUUGUAUCUCGCCGUGAAGGACGUUUUGUACGUGGGUGAAACUUGUAAAAAGCUAUAUAGAAUUGUUAAAGAAGAUAGAUUGUGGUAUAGAAUUUGCAAUAGAGAUUUUCCUGGUGAAAAUAAAGAUGAGGCAGAUAGUUGGUUCGACGUUUAUAUAAAAUUGUAUGUGUCAGAACGGAAUGAAAUAUGGAAGAACAGGUAUUACGGCACUUCUGGGUAUAGAGAAUGUUCACACAUAUCCGAUUACAUGAGACGGAUUUCGAAUUCAAGAUGGGAGGUUAUUUUGUGA
Diatraea saccharalis (sugarcane borer) is the source of this 846-nucleotide messenger RNA. Lineage: Eukaryota; Metazoa; Arthropoda; Insecta; Lepidoptera; Crambidae. The record is from the annotation of a GenBank genome assembly.